Molecule: messenger RNA, 5100 nt
Organism: Entelurus aequoreus (snake pipefish)
Lineage: Eukaryota; Metazoa; Chordata; Actinopteri; Syngnathiformes; Syngnathidae
Gene: psg4
Product: sialoadhesin
Exons: 9
Coding region: 1603-3285 (560 amino acids)
Source: RefSeq, a predicted model, not a curated record
AAGCCGCACACCGCUUGGCCUGUCAGUACCUGUCCCUUGCCUCCAGAGUCCCAUGAGCCAAAAGGACCCGAUAAGACUCUUUCUUCAGCUUGACGGCAUCCCUCACGACAGGCACCAACCACCUUGCGGCCACAGCUCCAAUUGACCGCCUCGACAAUAGUGUUACGUAACAUGGUCCACUUGGACUCAAUAUCCAGCGCCUCCCUCGUGACAUGUUCAAAGUUCUUCGGGAGGUGAGAAUUUAAACUCUGAGAGGAGACUUUACUAUACUUUCCCAGCAGACCCUCACAAUGCGUUUGGGCCUGCCAGGUCUGUCCGGCAUCCUCCCCCACACUCGGAGCCAACUCACCACCAGGUGGUGAUCGGUAGAAAGCUCUACCCUCUCUUCACCAGAGUGUCCAAAACAUGAGACCGCAAAUCAGAUGACACAACUACAAAGUGGAUCAUCAAGCUGCGGGUGUCCUGGUGCCAAGUGCACAUAUGGACACCCUUAUUUUUGAACAUUGUGUUUGUUAUGGACAAUCUGUGACCAGCACAAAAGUCCAAAAACAAAACACCUCUCGAGUUCAGAUCCGGGCGGCCAUUCUUCCCAAUCACGCUUCUCCAGGUUUCACUGUCGAUGCCAACAUAAACGUUGAAAUCACCCAGCAGAACAAGGGAAUCACCUGAGGGAGCACUCACCAGUACUCCCUCGAGAGAAUCCAAAAAGGGUUGGUACUCUGAGCUGCUGUUUGGUACGUAAGCACUAAAACAAUCAGGACCCGUCCCCCCAACCCAAAGGCAAAGGGAAGCUACCCUCUCGUCUACUGGGUUCAAGUCCAACGUGCAGGCUUUGAGCCAGGGGUCAACAAGAAUUACCACCCCAACCCGUCGCCUCUCACUGCGUGCAACGCCAGCGUGAAAGAGAGUCCAGCCCCUCUCAAUAGAACUGGUACCAGAGCCCUUGCUGUGUGCGUCAAAGUGAUUCCGACUAUAUCUAGCCGGAACUUCUCCACCUCACUCACCAGCUCAGGCUCCUUACCCCCCAAGCUAAGUGAUGUUCCACGUCCCAAGAGCGAGCUUAUAUAACCGAGGAUCGAACCCCCAAGUGUCCUACCUUCGGCUUCCGCCCAGCUCACACUACACCCGAUCUCUAUGGCCCCUCCUAUGGGUGGUGAGCCCAUUGGAGGGGGGGACCCACGUUGCCUCUUCGGGCUGUACCCAUCCUGCCACCAGGCGCUCGCCAUCGUGCCCCACCUCCGGGCCUGACUCCAGAGGGGGGCUCCGGUGAAGGGUAGGGGAAAUCUAAGUCCUUGUUUGUUCUUUUCCUUAAAGGUCUUCGAGUGUGGAUAUUUUGAGAAGGUGACUUUGUUAGAAUAAUGUCACAAUAACGACCAUGCAAUAACACAAAUGCAAAUGACGGUGUGACCAAGCACUAAUGUUGUUGUCUUUUGGAGGACAUGUGGGUCCCAAAGAAUCCACAAAGAAGAAAGAGCACCUAAUGAUGUGUCCUGGGUGUCGUGUUUGAGGAAGUGUGAGGAUGACUCACUGGCUGUCACGUGUCGCCUCGCACUCACAACUCAUGUGUCAGUCUCUCUCCCAGCAGCUAAUUAACGAUCAGCCAUGUCUCUGCUGUGGACGCUCGUCUUUGCAGCGGCCAUGUUGGACGAGGUGCAGUCCUCCGCCCCCGAGCCGUCCGUCCCAGACCGCGUCGUCGCUCUGGCGGGCUCCUGCGUGGUGGUCCCCUGCUCCUUUCCGCCCAAGUCCUCGCCCAGCCCGCCGCCCGCCAAUGAGCGCGUGGAUGUGCGGAUGCGUUACCGCGGCGACGAGCGCUUCCUGUUCCGCCUUUCCCGCACGGCCUACAACAGCGAGGAGACGCGAGCAGUGAGCGCCGACUUCCGUGGCCGGGUGACCGUCGCUGGUCAGGGUUCUGAGGGCGACUGCUCGCUGAGGCUGGACACAGUCAGGGUGGACGACGCCAGGGUCUACGAGGUGUCCCUGAAGACACGUGGGGACUCAACUUGGGGGAGGACCAAGUCUUUCAGCCUCCUUGUCCUGGUCAACCCCGAAGCUCCCGUUAUCAGCGGGGUGUUGUCGGCCAUGGAGGGUCAGGUGGUCACCUUGAACUGCAGCGUGGGCUAUUACUGCCCCUCUUCGCCCCCGACCCUGCGCUGGCAAUGGGGGCGGGGCGUACAUCCACCCGGGGCUCAGGAGGUGCGGACUCUCCAUCCUGACGAGCACUCGCCCGUGUUGCAGGCCUCGCUGACCUUCCGGGUGUCCCAACGGGUCAACGCUGGCCUGCGAUGUGAGCUCAGCUACGCGGGAGCCAAAGCUGUGGUCGCCGCCAACGACCUGCACGUUACAUUUCCUCCCAAAGACGUGACGGUGCAGGUGCAGACCCUGGCCCUGCAGGAGGGGGGCAGCGCCCUGCUGGCCUGCUCGUGCAAAGCUGACCCGCCGGCGUCAGAGUACAGCUGGUCCUACAGCCGACACGGCCGGAUGGUGCACCUGGGCCUUCGCACGCACGCCAUCCGCUUGUACAACGUGACGCGGGGCACGGCGGUCCGCUGUGCGGUCGAGAACCUGGUCGGUCGCGCCGAGUCGCGGACCACCGUCCUCAACGUUCUGUAUAAGCCCGUCAUCCAGAGGGCAUCCUCAGCGUGCGUCGUCGAGCGGCAGGAAGUGUUGUGCCGCUGCUCGGCGGACUCGAACCCGCGGCCGGCUUUCACAUGGAGCAUCAACGGCACAGCCCCGCCCCCGGACUACAACGUGUCGCUCACGGCCGAUAUGCUCACUUCCACGCUGAGGGGCCGCAUGAGCGGGCCCCUGACGCUCACCUGCUCGGCUGUCAACACCAUCGGGAAUGACUCGCUGACGCUGUGGCACGGCGGGCGAGGGCGGGACACGCUUCUGCUGCUCGGCUUUGUGGCGCCCGCAGCGGCCAUCUUGGCGAGCGCCUUAAUCGCCGUGCUCGUUUUCUACUGCUGCAGAAAGAAAGCUGCGACACACGUCCUGACUGGACGUACUGCUGCAGGCCUGGCAGGAGGUUCAGGAGCCAAUCAGGAGUGCACGCCGCUCUACAUCAACUGCACCGAGGUGACCCACGUGUACACCAACGGCAGCUACCAGCUGGUGUACCAGAACUGCACGCCUCACUUUGUGCGCACCAAGCAGGUGCGUCGGAUGGGCAGAAGAGGCGGCGAGCGCAGGCGAAGGGCUCUCGGCGUGCGUGCGGACACACAAGACGCCCCCGGGGACGUGCACGUGGCUGAACCCGAGUCAGCCAUCUACCUGGAGGUCCUCUAGUAUGACCCGUGAACCAGCCAUGACCGGUAAAAACUGCAAAAAUCUGGGACAUGCGGCUAAGACGUUUCACAUGAGCGCACAGCGUGUAUGUGUGUGUGCUUUUAAAAGCUGGGGCCUGUUGCCUAGUGACUCGUGACAUCAUCGAGAGCCGUUUGUCUCUUCAAUUUGUUGAUUUGUUGUUCGAAAAAAAAAAAAUUCAGUCUAAGCCUGGGCCCCCGGAGAGGGGGGCUCCAGACUGAGGCCAAUGGGGAAAAAAACUCAUAGCCAUAGCACACAUAAGCAUGUGUGUAAGAGGGAAACAUCAAACGUCAAAGAACACAAAGGACAUUAAAGACAUUAAAAGAGCAGAGCUGAUGCAACCAGACAUUUCUACAUAGACUUAUACUUAGACUUCCUUUUUAUUGUCAUUCAAAUUUGAUCUUUACAGUACAGAUAAGAACGGAAUUGCAUUGCAUUAGCUCAUGGUAGUGCAGGGAUAAAAAAGCAAUAAGGUGCAGAUAUAAAUAAAUAGAUUACUGUAUAGAUAAAUUGUCAGGUUCUAACGCUGAUGACAUCUAUUAAACAAGACAAGAAGCAAAGAAUUAAACAGAGACAGAAUUAAAUUUGGCUCAAUUGAGGAGAAAGGUCUAGACACUGUACCCUUGCACAGUGUCUCACACUCCUGACAAAAGAUUGUACGCCUCCUCUUUUAUUUGGACUUUCCCUGAUUACAUGGCAACAGCUGUUUCUAAAGGGAUGGGGGUCGUAAACAGCCAUCGCCUUUGAUUACAAACAGUUCAAAGAAAAGGUCGUAAAAGAGUUCAAAGAAGAGGUCGUAAAACAGUUCAAAGAAGAGGUGCCUGGAACUUGGGCAGGCCCUGCUUUCUCUCCGCUUUGUAGUUCUCGGGUCAAGACACAAUCUUUCUGUGGAUUACAAGACAUCAAAGAAACAGAACCCUCAUGUCGCUCCCCAUCCCACACAGUGGAGUUUUACAAGCCUUUUGUUUGGUAGGAUCAAAGACAGCUUUUGUCUUCUCGCCGGGAACUCAUGGCAACACAAAGUUUUGUGAUAACUUAGAUACAAUUAUUCUGACAUAAAUAUAUUGCACUUUUGCAUAUGCAUCCACGUUUAUGGGUGUAUGUUAUAUUGUCUUUAUAUUCCAGCGAGUUAAUCCAUUUUUGGGGGGGAAUUGAGGGGAUACAUACAGCUACAAAAGUUAAAAAAACAACAAAAAAACAUAUACACUGUGGUGGCCUCUGCAGUGUUCCACGCCAUCGUCUGCUGGGGUGGGGGGAGCAGACCCAACAAAGCAACCAAGAGAGCCGCUCACUAACUCUCGGCCAGUGUCCAGUCCGCAAGGAUGAGCAAGGAGACCGAGGUGUCCGACACACGCUCAUUCAGCCAAGCUAUCGUUAACAAGUUAGAUUAUUCAUUACUAGUUACUAUUAUAUAACGCCGUUUAUUACGUAGACUGGCCAUGACCUUGAACCGCUCCUGUCCUCUCCUUAAUCUGAUGGAGAAGAUGAGAAGGUUUGGAGUACACUUUGUCUUCUUUUUAAUCCGCACUUACACACACACACACGCGCAUACACCGGCGCAGAUGUGAUUUGGUCUCCUCUGUGUAGCCGCUGUCAUUUCACGCAAAUGGAUUUUGUGGAGAUGUUUUAUGUUCCCCCGCAGGCGGAAAGCCAUAAAAAGCUUUAUUGACUUUGUGAGCACAUCACAAUGACAAUACACUUUUUUUUAUUGCCAGUGCUGGAAAACGUUCCUCUGCAUGUCAUUAUUAGUAUAAAUAUUGUCAUUACUCAUUAUGUAGGCACUAUUUCAUGAUCACC